Molecule: messenger RNA, 1005 nt
Organism: Pieris macdunnoughi
Lineage: Eukaryota; Metazoa; Arthropoda; Insecta; Lepidoptera; Pieridae
Source: the annotation of a GenBank genome assembly
AUGUUUUCGAGGGAUGUUUCACUAUCAGAGGUUGCGUACCAGAUUUCGAUUUCCUUGAUUAUGAUACAAGCUACUAUCAAAGGAAUACUACUCAUACCGAAAAAAAAGAAUAUCGCUGAACUUAUUGAGAAACUGGGAGCAACUUGGACUAAAGGCAAUUUAAACGAACGACAAAUCCGCAGUAAGAAAUUUAUAUUCAAACGAAUGGAUGUUUGUCUUAAAAUAUACUAUUGGGGUAGUAUGCUGGCGUGCUGGAAUAUUGAGCUUGCGCCAGGCCUGGUGACAAUAGUCAAACUUGCCAUGGCGCAAGAUACAAUCCUGCUAUUGCCUUUUGGAGUGGCUUUUCCUUUCGAUCCACGAAAAGAUUGGAUCACGUAUAUUUUGGUUUAUGUUUAUGAGAUGUACUCAGCUUUUCGCUUUACAUAUGUCUAUAUUGGGAUUGAAAUCCUGAUGGUCACUCUAUGUGCACUACUUAGUGCUGAAUUUUCAAUACUCAGAGAUGAUUUUAGACACAUUGAACCCGAAUCAGAAGAAUCAGAUAAUACUGCACUAAAAAAUCUUGUUCAAAAACAUCAACAGCUCUUGAUGUACACGCAAUUGCUCGAUGAAAUUUUCAAUAAAAUUUUAUUUUUCGAUUUACUAUUUGUAACUGGUAUAAUGUGUCUCUUCGGAUUUGGUGCUACCGUGGCAGGGGGUGUUGUGGAGCUUGUUAACGAUUUCUUCUCCGUCAUUGCCUUAUUACUCCCCGUAUUCAUAUUUUGCUAUUACAGUGAACAAGUGAAAGAAGAGUGCGUUGGUAUUGCCGAAGCGGCCUAUGAUAACAAAUGGUACCAAGGCAGCGAAAGCUAUAAAAGGAUUAUUCAUUUCGUCAUUACAAGGGCUCAAAAACCUUGUUGCUUAACAUCGAUGGGAUAUGCUCCGAUAACACUAAACACGUUCUCGCGGGUAGUGAGUACAACGUGGUCUUAUUUUUCUUUAAUAAGAACCGUUUUCAGUGAAGAUUGA